Molecule: messenger RNA, 2033 nt
Organism: Aedes albopictus (Asian tiger mosquito)
Lineage: Eukaryota; Metazoa; Arthropoda; Insecta; Diptera; Culicidae
Product: nucleolar protein dao-5
Exons: 2
Coding region: 90-1331 (413 amino acids)
Biological process (GO): regulation of translational initiation
Cellular component (GO): cytosol
Molecular function (GO): translation activator activity
Source: RefSeq, a predicted model, not a curated record
CUUAAUACUGUCAUUUCUUCUCCGUCCACAGCGAAUUCUUCAUCUACCUCAAUCGGCUGGCAUUGGACGAUUCCAAGUUUGCCAUCAACAUGGCGACCGUGUUUGCCUCCCGCCAACUGGACGACCUGGUCAUAAAGGAAACCAAACUGCGUAAUGCCAUGCUCACGAUCCUGCAGGAGAACUUUCGCACCAUAGAGGAACUGAAGCGAGAAGGGGUUAGGAGAUUCUACAAUUCGGUUACGUUGCUUGGGGAGUAUUACAAUCGGAAACGGUUCGUCAAUGGAAAGCGGAUAUUGAUUCUGGGUCAGAGCUUAUUGCUUUUGUUGACGACGGAACUGGAGAAGGAAAUCAAAAAAUGCGAGGAAACUAGCGGCUACACGAUAGAUCCGGACUUUGCCAAGUUGAUACUGUCGCAGAUGACGCUGAAUGGGGGAGAGGCAAAAGUGGAGCACCGACAAGAAGUAGAUGAUCUCAACUACUCGAUACGAAAGUGUCUGAUCAAUGUGUCCAAUAUGCUGCCCAGGACGAAGGCCUAUCUCUUGAUGGCUUUGGAUUUGUUCUACACGAACUUUAAUUUGAGCUCGACUCUCUUGGAGAAGCUUUACGGGAAACAUUUAUUUGAGCCAGAUGAGGACACUUCGACAAAGGGACCGGAUUCAGAGAAUAAGGUCGAUAAAAAGACGGAGAGUUCUGUCCCAAGUCAACCCGCACCGCAGACAAAGUCGAAUGAUAGCAGUUCAAAAACUGCACCGAAGAAAACUCCAGAAAAGACUGACAAUGCAAAAAAGCAUACUACUAAGAGCGGAAAUUCUGCAAAACCUAGAAAGAAGGAAGUGAAGGCAGAUACUGUCAAACCUCCUCCGAAUAAGUCACCCAUCGCAUCACCGAAGAAGCCUUCCACAAAUACCACGCGGAAACCUACCGCAUGGAACCAGACCUCACCCAAGAAAGACCAACGGGCAAAGCCAGCGUCGGUGCCGAAAACCCCUCCGCAAAGGAAAAACCUUAGCGAAAGACUUAAACCCGUCACGCCGGACCAGAGCUCUCCCAAGAAUCACGUGCCCAGUCCGAAACCGGCCAAAACACCGGAAAAUCCGUCGGUCCUGAAGCAAAACUGCAAACCGUCCCCGAAAAGUGCCGUAAGCCCUGGCCAGGGCUCCAACUCGCCGGGCAGCACGGUCAACAUGAAACUAUCGAUGCCGAGCCCGCGGAGCAACCACGAGGACAACGUGGAAAAUCUCGCCUGGGACGAUCUCACGCUGGACGACGAAUCGCCACAGAAGCUGCACCCGCACACCAAAUCGUUUCUGAACUUUCUGGCGCAAAAGUGAAACGGCCGAACGUAGCGAUUGUACGUAAACCACAGCAUCACCGGAGGCGAUGAUAGAUCAACCAGUUGUGCCUUUCUGUGCAUUUUAAUCAAUUGUCUGUGUUAAAUGUCAUCUUGUGAUAUUGCACGUUUGUACGGAGUAAGAGUUUUAUUGUAUCGUAGUGACGCCAGCCAAAAGGGGAGAAACUCGUACGGGCUUUCUUUCCGAUGGAGGAUGAAAAAGAAACUAGCAACAAUACUGAUAAGUGGCAUGUAAUUCUUUUCAAUGAUAGUUUUUAGAAUUUUUAUACUUUUUAAUGUCUGUCUGUCGGUUUAAAAUUGGAUACACAUGUUUGUUCAAUUUGAAAUUGAAAGUGUUUCUCUGCUGCAUUUGUCUCUUGAAACUUAAACGAUACUUAAAACCUAUCAAUUGUAUAAGUGUAUAUUAGGAUACUAAAAUUCGAACAAAGUGAAAACAAAACAAGGGAGAUGUAGACUUUUUUUUUAAUGAUCGCGCGCGGUUUGGAAAAUAUAAAUACGGGCGGCGCACCUAGCGAUUUUUAACUAUGUUUCACCACAACGUUUGACUGCAUCUCUCGUGCUCGGGAUAAAAUGACAGUUUUAGCACAACGCCCACAAGAGACAAAAAAUGUACAACGCAUAUUUCAUUUUGUAGGUUAAAAAGUUAUGAUUGUAGAUAAAUAAAAAGAAAGGUUUAAAGAAA